Papaver somniferum (opium poppy) is the source of this 1506-nucleotide messenger RNA. RefSeq names its product probable E3 ubiquitin-protein ligase XBOS34. The transcript is spliced from 9 exons. Gene Ontology annotation, molecular function: protein binding. NCBI's taxonomy places the organism in Eukaryota, Viridiplantae, Streptophyta, Magnoliopsida, Ranunculales, Papaveraceae. The record is from RefSeq and is a predicted model, not a curated record. Bases 140 to 706 code for a protein of 188 amino acids.
UUCAAAAUUUUCCAAGUAUUUUUAGCUAGAAUUCUUCAAGCGCUUUCAAAGUAACCCCCUCCAAAGCCUUGAGAGAAUUAAAAAGAACAUACAGUUCUAACUUCUAAAAUAAGUGCAGGUGUUAAAUCUGAAACGAACGAUGGGGAAGCAACAAUCAAAAGAGAAGUUACUAUAUCAGCAAGUCAGAAUAGGGAAUAUCGUAAAGAUCAGAGCUCUUAGAGGGAAAGGUGUAGGACUUGAGUGGGUUGACAAACAAGGAGAUACUCCCUUAAUGGUUGCAUGCAUGUAUCCUAAACUUAUUCAUGUUGCCAGAACACUAAUUGAACUUGGCGCUGAUGUGAACGCCGCUCCCCCUAACUCUCGUGGGUAUACUCCUAUAUGUAACGCGGCAGUGAGAGGCCUUGACAAAACUGUUAACUUACUUCUUUCGCAUGGAGCAAUCGUCUCAACUCCGACCAAUUUUACAAUUUCUGCACUUGAUAUCGCAAGGAGAUGGUCGUUCGGCAAUGUUGUUCGUGUAAUUGAGAAUCAUACAUGCCUUUUCUCUGGAUUGCUCCGUGAAGUAUAUUACCCAAGAUAUCGUGAAGGAGUCGAUCCUCCAUGGUUAUCUGGACAAAUUUGGGCUGUGGUUAUCUAUGGCUGUCGUGAUAAGCUGGAGCUUCGUAUAUAUUAUAGUGCGCGGGUAAUACAAGGCAUAGCCAACUAACGCAGAAAUCAUAGUGAGUUUUGAUCAUUUAACCUUUCGGGAUGCCCAUCCUCGUGAAGUUAUUUCACUCUGGGAGGCCAAGAUUGAGGAGCCAAACUUUCAUCAUACGGAUCCUUCAUUAGUCAUUGUCCGCAAGUCCUCAAAGCAUAAAGUUUUCUCUGCAUCUGACGGGGACAAGCAACUACUUCGGUGGUUUUUCAGUGCAUGCAAGGGAAUUCCUCAGGUACAGGAAAUAGAUUUUCCACAACCAUAUAGUCACACUAUUCCAGUACCUCCAACAAAUGCACCACCAUUUACUUCAGAAUACGAAGACAUAGAAUUGGCUAUGGCACUAAGUGCCUCUUCUCAGUACACUGUGGAGGAAGCACGGCCGCAAUGUCCUGAUACCCAGAUCAGCUCGGGAGGAAGCACUUCAAUUAUCUAUCAGAGUUCAGUGUUUGAAGCUGGAUCAAGUUCUAGUAAUCCGUCCGAGAGUAGCCAACCUUCUAUUGUCUCAACAUCAAUAACCUUAGCAAUCCAAUCACCUCAAUCUAUUCCAGAAGGCACAGAAGAUGACCAGAUGAAUUCACUACCUAAACCAGCAAAAACUGGAUUAGCGAGCAAUGAUGUAGGUGGUACUAGUACUACCUCAUGUAUAAUAUGCUAUGAUGCUCCGCGCGAGGGGGCCUGUAUUCCUUGUGGUCACAUGGUUGGAUGUGUGUCUUGUUUGAAAGAAAUAAAAGCAAACAACUGGGGUUGCCCUGUUUGCCGUAACAAGAUAGACGGGGUGAUUAAGAUCUAUGGUGUUUGAAUAAGGACUG